AUGUGCCCAAGUGAAGGUAGUAUACAGCCAGCCUCUUCGCCACCUUCGACGUAUUCGUACAAGCUUAGAGACAGGCUACGACCAGUGCUGAACGAGGCGAAAGUCUCUAGUCGUCCGUCAUUACCUGGUAUUGUCUUAUACCUUCAACAUCGAGAAUUCCGGCUGCCCUUGACCAGGACUACACCAGCACCGUCUCAUGCAGCACUAAUGACUUGCCUUAGCUGUGGGAGGUCAGACCUACGGAUAGGUACGUCCAAAGGAAGUUGA
This is a messenger RNA of Colletotrichum costaricense, 267 nucleotides long. RefSeq lists its product as uncharacterized. NCBI's taxonomy places the organism in Eukaryota, Fungi, Ascomycota, Sordariomycetes, Glomerellales, Glomerellaceae. The coding region runs from base 1 to 267 and encodes 88 amino acids. The record is from RefSeq and is a predicted model, not a curated record. The transcript is spliced from 2 exons.